UCCGUGCUGCGACAUCUGCAGAUCUGUUUGAGCAACCACACGUUGCCAGUGGGACAUGCAGACCUGCUAAAGGUAUUCAAGAUCUCCAGGUUUUCAUCUUAAGAACUUAACCACUUCCUUUGCUGUUUUAUUCAGAUGUGACAGUGGAUACAUUGUGUACAAUGUACUACAUGCUGGGCUCUUUAAACUGAUUGAAUGCUUUGUUUAAAGAAUACAUGCGUGAACGAGAAUAUUGCUGAUGGGAGUCCAUUCUGAUGCUCUCUCUUUGAACAAUGCCCUUGAAGUAUCUGCCCUUUUAAUUUCUUUUGAUAACUGUUCACAGUAAAUGACGGCAUUAGAGAAAUAAAGGCCUGGCCUUGUCUUUAGGCUUGCUUACUGUGAAACGAAAUGAAAACAUUUCACAUAGAUAUGGCCACUUGAUGGCAUUAAGUACGACAAGUUCUGAAUGAUUGGUCAUGACCUUGUAUUCUCUGAUUGGAAACAAUGUCAUUGCAGGUCACUGCAAACGUGAAGGCCAUUGCAGGACAGAGAGAAAAGAGGUGAAAGUGGUUCCUUGCGUUAAUCGUAAUAUUUGUCAAUAGACAUCUCGUGAAGUUAUGGCCUUGCUUAAAUAUUCUACAUGUGAACAGCAAACAUGUAUUUGCAUUAUGUGGUAAUUAAGGCUAGUGUAUAAGAUGAUGUGAAUUUUCAGCAGGUUCUGCAUUAUCCUACAUCUUUUUAUGGCGGCUGCCAUAUUUUUCAGAAUAAUUCGCCAAUUUCUGGCCAUGUCCAUGGCAGUAUAUGUAUAUGCUGGCAAUCAUGAUACAUGGAUGUUCGGUUGAAUGUUACAAACAGCUUUACUCUACUUAAAAAUGUAACACAUUAUUUAUUUAUUUAUUUCAAAUUCUUAAAUUUAUUUUUCAUGGUUUGCCUUAGCGUUACUCAUUCUGCAGCCUUUCUGUUUUGAAAUUGACCUUUGUGGUUUAGACAAAGAUAUGUGACACAGUUAUGGUACAAAACAAUUCUUGGUUAUCGCUGUUUGCUUUUCUGGUGCGCUGCUUAAAUAUGAUUAAAAAUCCAGACAACAGAGCAUUGAAUUAUCAACUGUUUGCUUUAGGAAAUCUUGUCUUACACACUCUCUGGCAUAUUUGCACAAAAUGCGAUACGAGGAAUUAGAAAACAAUACGUUAGUGCACUGGUUAACCCCAUCGCCUGUAUUGCCUAUAUUUAAAUAAUAAUGAUUAUAUGUUCUAAAAGAUAUAUGAAAAGAGACCACGCCUACUUUUGAUGAAGCCGCUAGUAUACAGACCACUACGGCAAGCAAGGAAGACUGCUAUUACGUUUCCAUUGCGAACCUUGGCCAAUCCCCCCUCGAUCGUGGGUAAGUUCCAUAUGUUAAAGGCAACAACGAGCCAUGUUUUCAGGUAACAUCAAGAACAACUCCAUAGGUGAUAUGUGCUGUAGUUUUUAAAAACGCCGAGGGGCUUUGUCUGGGUCGCAUUGUUCGAUCGUAUAGCUGUGUUCAUGGUUUGCGUUGUUUUGUUAUAGGGAAUUAGCUUCUGGCAAAACCUGAAAGAAACACUGCUGGUUCUCCUCUUCGUAGCAGGUACGUACGUGACACAAAAACACAAGUGCUGCAGCAGGCUUAUUUUUCCGGUCGCAGUACAAAUCAAAUUAGGCCACGCACGUGCGCGCGGCUUCCGCGGCGCAGCCAGCCGUUCCGAAACUGAAAGUGGGCCUCCAUGUUGCAUGCUUGACGUCACAGAUCUCGCUUCCUCCCGCGUUCUCGUGUUGCGCCGGUCGCGCUGUUCUUUGGCUGUGCGCACAUUCACUCACUAGCUUUCCUCCUUUCCCGCUUGCUUCUGCCGCUCGGCUGGCUCGGCGAGCGCCGAUCCGCUGUCCGUGCGCCUCUGCGGAUGCUGGAAUUGCUGAAUGGUGGAGCGGCCGUAGGUUUAGGAGACAAGCGACGGCACUGGGCCACUUUCACCGACCGCGACCACUUCGCCGAGCCAGUGACAUGGCACACGACCCGGAGAAACGGGAGAGAAUCGUCUACAAGCUGGUCUUGACCGGCGGGCCUUGUAGUGGGAAGACAACAGGCCAAGCAAGACUGUCAACAUUUUUCGAGAAUUAUGGCUGGAAGGUAUAUCGUGUACCUGAGGCCGCCACCGUCUUGCUCAGUGGCGGUGUGCGAUUUCCUGAUCUGACACCCGCUGAAGUUGAAAGGUUCCAAGAGAAUCUCCUAAAAACCAUGAUGUCAAUGGAGGACACAUACUUUGACUUGGCCAGGACCAGCGACAAGAACUGCCUCAUUAUCUGCGACCGUGGUACCAUGGAUGCCUCUGCAUUUGUCAGCAAAGAGAUCUGGGAGAAAAUUGUCAAAGCUCACAGCUGGCACACGGUAGACCUUAGGGACAACCGCUACAACCAGAUUGUUCACCUGGUUUCAGCCGCCAAUGGAGCAGAGGAAUUCUACAACACUGAAGACAACAGCUGCCGUACAGAGGGCAUCGAGCUGGCACGGGAGCGAGACAAGCUGGCAGCUCAAGCAUGGAUUGGUCACCCCUAUAUGGAUGUCAUCGACAAUUCCACAGACUUUAAUACCAAAGUGCGUCGGCUGAUAGAGUCCGUCUGUCGGCGAAUUGGUAUUGAAAUUGGCGAUCGGCUAGCCACCAACAGCCACAAAGCCAAGUUCCUUGUUGGGUCCAUGCCACCAGACAGUGCAUUUCCCUCCUAUCAAGAUUUUGAUGUUGUCCACGAUUAUCUCAUCACUUCGAAUCCUAAAGCGCAGUCCCGGCUUCGCAAGAGGGGCCAACAUAAUUGCUGGAGCUACAUGCACACGAUACGGAAGUCUGAUAUCAACAGCCAGACCAUCGAGCUGAAGCGUCAGAUCACACACAGGGACUACAUUAACAUGCUGGCCCAGCGAAAUGACUCGCACUACACGGUAUACAAGGUGCGCCGCUGUUUCCUUUGGAACCACAUGUACUUCCAGCUGGACAUCUACAAGAAGCCUUGCCACUCCAGGUGCGAAGGCCUCAUACUGCUUGAGACGUACACGACACACAGUCCCGAAGAGCUCCCUGAGCUGCUGCCUCCCUUCCUUGACAUCCGUAAGGACGUGACCAGCGACCCCAACUACUCGAUGUUCUGCCUCUCGUACAAGGGUGACAAGCCGCCGACGCCCAUCUUCAACUGCAUCACCAACGGCCACCGGGCACCUGUCAGCAACGCGCUCGUCUCUGAUGACACAAACUCCCCUGCCUAUGUCACCACGAGCAACCUGAGCAUAGGCAGCACCAAAUCCGCAUAGAGGCGUUGCCAUUUUGUUGUUGCACCCCAUGCCCCUACACGACAGACUACCGAUAAGUUGGCAGGAAACCGAGGUGUGUAGCCUGCCCAACAGUCUAACCCGCAAGAGAAACACGAGGCUUUGCUUCGUGCUGCAAUUGCUGUACAAAAGCACGCAAGGGCUGCUGCACCUUUUGUAAGAUUUUGAUUGCGAUUAUGUUAAAUGCAACCCGUAACAGAAAUAUUAGAGCAUUGUGAUGUGGCUGUAUGACUGUUCGAAUAAUAGCCAAUUCUGUAACUCGACAGAUGGUAAAAGCAGCGCCGUUUGUUGCACUGCCCGAAUUCAUGGUUUUAGUGCAGCAAUGCGCUGUGAGCCACAUGACUUGUGGGCUGCACUUUGCGCAUUAGGGUCAGAGUUGGCGGGAAUUCAUGGCAUGGCGCAGGAUAAUCUCUAUGUGCCUCAGCAAAUUUCAUAUUCGAGUAGUUCAACACAGGUGAUUCUCAUUUUUUAUUCGUAGCAUGGGUGUGGCCAUUGCACAGGAUUUUAUAGUGGGUGUUGUUUUUGCCAACAGUGCAGGUUCCAUGUUGCCUGCUGUCUGGGCACGUUAAACUCGAGUAGAAUGUAAUUCCGUGCAGUGUCUGGACUGCUGGUCUCCAUGCCAUUUAGUUUUGCUGUUGCCAAUUGCUGGUGUUGCCCGCAGUUGUGCACAAUCUUUCGUCCCUUGACAAUUUCAAGUGCCGUUGGCUCCCGACCUUUUGGCAGAGGGCAUACCACUUUAAACCUUUGCACGCUACUCUUCAAGCUGAUUUUUUUGCAUCUUUUAGUUCACGUUGACUUUGGCUUUACCACAACUGGUUGUGUUCCUUCCUGGUAUACAUAUUAAUUUCAUUUUUGAUUCAUGCACACUAACAAUUAUGUGUAAGUGGCUUGAGUUCUUGGCAGAUUUUGCAAAGCUCUUCAAGGAGAGCAAGUGAGCUUAUAUUGUUUGCUGGUAAUUAUAAUGUAUCUUUACAACUUUCAUUACUGCCAUUGUGAUCUUCACUAUUUAGGUUGGGACAGGAGGUAGCACCUUCACCACUUACAGAGCCCUAGCCAAGCUUGAGUUGGUCAAUGAGUCAAUUAUUUUUCCAUCUGCAUUUACAGCAAAAUUGAUGCGUUUAAUGUGAGCUUAAUGCACACGCUUAUGCUUUGUUAGCCUGUAAACCUUCAGUGACAGCAGGCACAGUUGUUUGCAUUUUUUUUUUUUUGUCUCCCUAACCACUAUGUAGAUCAGCAUCACUAGGCUGACGUUGUUGUUUUGCCUACAGUGCAUAGCUUUCGUUGUGCAUUACUAGGCACAUUACUGGCUGUUUCAUAAUAUUGCCAGUAUGCCAUGUGCGACCCCAUUUAGUGGCCAGCAGUUUCGCAGUAGGUAAUUCUGCAUAGAAAGCACACUUUGGUGUUGAUGCCGUUCUAUGUGGCCAGAGUGGUCGCCCUUGCAAUGCUCAUGUACGGGCUCCAUAGCUGAACCGACAACACAUUAUAUGUUGUGAUGCCUUGUUCAUCUCACCCGAUCUGCAUAAGGUGCGACAUUGCUGCACAUUAAGGGCAACUGGGCAAGCCAUGCUGACUUUUAUGCGUCUCCUGUUUUUGACAUCCUUUCCCAGAAUGCAAGCCUUUGUUGUUGUUGUUUUUUUAAUGCGAGAGCAUUACUUGGCCCGUUGUGCGACCCCGUUGUCAUCAGAAAGCCGUGGCAGAAAAAUGGCACACAAAUUAUGUCGUCUUCGUCUAAGUAAAAAAAAAGUUGCCACGGUGAGGAUUCGAUCCUCUGCCCCACCGCCACUGCUACCGCUCCAUAGCCGGGCGCGCUAACUACUGCACCACCAUUGAAUUGUGUCACCAUUGCAACAGGCGACACGGAUGAAUAUGAUAGGCUCUGUCUGGCGGGCGAUUAACUAGAUGGCAGAGUUAGAUUAACUAGGUUGCGGAGUGAGCAUGGCGAGUUGCAGCCACUUGCUGUGCCUUUUGUGUUGAAGGGGGCUUGCGUACAUUGUCGCCAGAGCCCAUGGACGAUGAAGAUGAAUAAAAUGCAAUGCGCUUCAGAUACCCGUUGAACAACUCCGACAUUGCCCCAUAGUAUGAGGUGGAGGUAGCUUAAGAGCUCAAUGAAGAAAUGCAGUGUGAACACCAUGGUGCGACUUGGAAAAGUACCGUCGUCGCUUGGCAAAGUGGUGUCAUAAUGCUGAAAAGCAGUGUCAUCGAGAAAUAACAUUCAACGCAAUGUGCCUGGAACACUACUUUAAUCAGAACUUUGCAAGUAAAACUCGGAUGACAGAUCGCAGUAUGGCCAGUUGUCUUGCAUUGUUGCGACCUCGUAAGCAGCAACAUUGCACUCGGAAACACAGCAUAGCAGCACUAAGCAACAUUUUGCUGCAACACUAAACUCAGCGACACAUUCAGCGACAAGUUAUGCUCUCGCAUUUACUCAUCACAAGAAUCGCUUAGGUGCCCCCGAGUUUUUUUUUCUUUUCUUUCGCUGUUCUUGACAUGUGAAGUCUAACUUUAACUGUGUACUUUUGUUAUCAUGUUCCUUGUUAGGACCAUUGUGAAACAGCUGUGAUGAUACAGUUAAAGUACUAGCGUUCUACCCUGUGGUUGUUUCUUGAGCAUGAGCUCAUGGAGAGUGAAGAAAGCAUUGUUUGGUGCGAGGCAAUGCAUUUCCACUGGUGUGGUAUUAUUGUACUUACGUUUACACUCUGUUGAAUGUUAUCGACCUUGAAUAGGGCAUUGGUGAUUUGAAAGACUGGAGCAGAGUUAGCCUCAGACUCUAUGUAACUGAGCUGUCCUGAUCUAGGGGAAGGUUCAGGUUGUUCUCAGAAUAAAAAAAGAAAAAAAAAUUUUUUGGGGGGUUACAUGUGCCAUAACCACAAUCUAAUUAUGAGGCUAACUGUAGUGGGGGACUCCAGAAUAAUUUGGACCACCCGUGGUUCUUUAAUGCGCACGUAAAUCUAAGUGUUUUGGCCCCCUCGAAAUGUGGCUGCGGUGGCCGGGAUUCGAUCCUGCGACCUUGUGCUUAGCAGCCCAUUUUUAGAAUAGAAAAGGUGCAUGUUGUGUACAGGUUGUUAAGCCAAGUAAGCUGGUGCCAGAUUUCUUGCUGCUGCAGAGGGAAAGUUUAAAAGUGGUCAGCACCCUCCCCCACCCUUGGAAUCUAUCGCCGGUCCUAAUAUUUCUAAUCUUAAACGUAAACAGUCGCAGCUUCAAGACUGGGCGGAGCUUUCAUAUCCUCUUCAGGUGCUUUAUCUGCAAUUGUAUGCACCAAUAUGCGCCAAUAUAAUGCCUCAGCAUCAGAUAUAGAAAAUAUUGAUGUUGAAAGAACGAUGCUACUGCUGCAAUGCAUAACAUUUCUGGGUGGGCCUGUUCUGCAAUAUUGUCCCUGUGCUUGUUGGCAGCACCAGUACAUGGUCAUGUGUCGGGUUCUUUUCUUUUUUCUAGUGACAAGUUUUAUCGGGCAAGUUUUCAAAAGGGCUGGAUAUUUUUAAGUUCACUGCAUGUGAAAUGAUUUCGUUUUUACCUGAAAAAUUUUUUACUGUUCAGCCUUCAGAAGCUAACAUUUCUGGCUUUAUAAUCAUGGGAUAAUUCAAAAUUUUUCAUUGCUGUCGCCUUAGACAGCACAGAAUGAGCAACAAAUGCAUUAAAGGUGAUGAUUUAACAUAUAGAAAUAACCGACGUCUGAAGGAGGAUAUAGUCGAGUAAGAAUGUGUUGCAAAUUAACCGUUAAGUUUCAAUUUCAUCCCUGGGUUGCACAGUUUUCGGUCACCUCACCUGAUGGUUUCUGAGAUGUGCAACUGAUGCCGUGCCUUACCUAUCAUUGCUAACUUUUUGUUACAUCGCUCUGGGGCAAGACUGUUAAGCAGGAACACGUGCACAAACAAAUAUUUAGAUUUAUGUGCCACAACAAGUGAGAACACAAAUUUUUGACGGCACGUGCACUUAGGACGUUGAAGUGUUAUUAUUAUAGCUGUAUCGGUUUUUUCUGUCCCCACACUUCUCCAGCAUUACAUAUUUCGCUGCAAUCUUGUCUAGUCCACCUUUCUCCCCACCAAAUAUAAUUGCAAUGCUUUAGCUUGUUGUAAUCCAGAUCUGUAAUUUUCUUGACAUUCUGAGUACUUAGAUCUGAUGUUUUUCUUUCUGAAAAGGUACUUGUUAUUAACAGCAUAAAAUGUCUGAAGCUGCAGUCAGUUUUGAUGUAGACUGGCUUGAUCUGAACGUUGAUCUAGUUUGUCUGGCGAUAAACUUGCAGUUAGUGCAAGUAUACAGGCACUGCAUGGCAACAUUGUCGAACUUGUUAUCCUGUUUUCGUUAAUAGCACAGCUCUUUUGUUGUGCAGGAGUUGUGUGCAGUAGUAUUUACACGAUGAUAGACAUCGACCUACUAGCUUUGUUGCUUUGCAAAUGCAUUUAUCAUUAAUUUUUCUGGUUGUACUGACACAUAGUUUUGUGUAGUACAGAUCUGAGUUAGCCUAUUGUGGACUUACAGGCCUUCUUGCAAGUUGUUCCAGUCCAGUAUUAAAAUUGUGUGCCGAUCUCUAUUUUUCGCCAGGAUGCGCACGCCUGUUCUGUGUUGCAAUAGUGGAGAAGUCAUCCUCGCACUUACUGCUGCAGAAACGUGUUGCCGGACUUGGAGCUAUUUUUCUUUUGUUUUUGUUGUUCUGGUGUCUACAGUUGAUGUUCUUUAAAUGUCUCCACCUUUGUACAAUAUAUUUAAUGGAAUUGACGAUUAAAUGGAGUGCACCAA
Messenger RNA from Dermacentor andersoni, 8044 nucleotides. It is a transcript of the gene Ttd14, whose product is annotated as TRPL translocation defect 14. Lineage: Eukaryota; Metazoa; Arthropoda; Arachnida; Ixodida; Ixodidae. Gene Ontology annotation, molecular function: GTP binding; phosphatidylinositol binding; phosphatidic acid binding. Gene Ontology annotation, biological process: photoreceptor cell maintenance. The record is from RefSeq and is a predicted model, not a curated record.